Messenger RNA from Phyllopteryx taeniolatus (common seadragon), 1259 nucleotides. RefSeq names its product MORN repeat containing 3 (gene morn3). Lineage: Eukaryota; Metazoa; Chordata; Actinopteri; Syngnathiformes; Syngnathidae. The transcript has 7 exons. Bases 200 to 1186 code for a protein of 328 amino acids. The record is from RefSeq and is a predicted model, not a curated record.
AGACAGGCGAUGAUGACGACGGCGAGCUCAAAACUCCGGCAACGGGGAGACGACGGAGGUUCGUACUUGGCCUGGUUGCUGAGGAGCGUCACGUUCACGUUGCCCAGGACCAAGUUCAGGAUACGAGGAAUGUCCUCCCGGGUCCAAACAAGCUUGCAGAGAUUUUGCACAGAGAAAAAGAACAUCAACGUCAUCAAGCAUGCCGUUCCUUCAAGCCGCUCGACGGCAUCCGUCGCGUUCGGCCCUGCUGGACGAUAAAGCAAAGAAGUGCGGAAGACGGGCUACGGUGUUCUCCGUCACCGGAGACGAAUACACCGGGGAGUGGCUCAACAACAAAAAACACGGGAGGGGAAUUCAGCUGUGGAAGAAGUCCGGGAGCAUUUACAACGGCGAGUGGAAGAUGGGAAAACGCGACGGAUUCGGCACCUACAGUGUGCUCGUACCCGACACAAAGACGUAUGCUAAGAAGUACUGCGGCGAAUGGAAAAACGGGAUGAAGCACGGUCACGGGACCUUCUUGUACCACCGUUGUUCGCUGUAUGAGGGCCAAUGGAGCGAGGACCAGCGUAGCGGUUGGGGAAGAAUGCUCUUUAAUGGCGGCGACACCUACGAGGGAGAUUGGACGAAGGAUAAGGAGCAUGGGCUUGGUAUCCGUCGCUAUGUGGUUCCUUUGCAUACGACUGGACGAGAGAGAGAACGGCGACGCACCGCCAGGGGUACUCGUACCACACUUGGCGAAGCAUCUCGUAAGGCUUACAGCUCGAGUCCGGAACAAAUUAAAUCACUUCACAUGAUUCCCUAUGAGAAAAGCGACUUCAACUUAGACCAACUUGAAAGUCAAGCGCCGGCUUGUGUUGCACUUGGGAGGUUUCACUGCACAUCCAAAGGUGAACGUCGCUACACCUUUCAAACUUGGACUCUCCGCCGUCUGUCCCAAGCAAACGGGAACUGGUACGAAGGCUCCUGGAGGGACGGCGAGAAAAACGGAAAGGGAAAGUUGUACUACUGCGACCGAGGGCACCUGUACGAGGGUCUGUGGGUGCGAGGGGAACCCAAAUGCGGUACCCUGGAGGACUUUGGCGGAGACCACGCGACGCAACCCGCAAAGUGUCCAAUUCCACAGGUGAAACUAACGGAUAUGGAGAUGGUCCUGCAAGAAGCCCACUUGGCCCACCUUAAUUGUUGACGGCUGAAGCAAAUUUUACCACACAAAAAAAAACAACAACUGCUUCAACUCCUUUGUAUGGCCUUUCAUAUAU